This is a messenger RNA of Xenopus tropicalis (tropical clawed frog), 6522 nucleotides long. It is a transcript of the gene bmpr2, whose product is annotated as bone morphogenetic protein receptor type II. Gene Ontology annotation, cellular component: plasma membrane; membrane; cell junction. The record is from RefSeq and is a predicted model, not a curated record. The transcript is spliced from 13 exons. Gene Ontology annotation, biological process: regulation of multicellular organismal development; positive regulation of ossification; positive regulation of transcription by RNA polymerase II. Gene Ontology annotation, molecular function: transmembrane receptor protein serine/threonine kinase activity; ATP binding; BMP binding. NCBI's taxonomy places the organism in Eukaryota, Metazoa, Chordata, Amphibia, Anura, Pipidae. Bases 990 to 4151 code for a protein of 1053 amino acids.
GCUCUCCUCCUUUCUGUAAGGCUGGGCGGUGAGAGAGGCCUCUUUGUGUCUGGCUGUGACACAGGAGGAGGAGGUAUGUGUAUGUGUGAGGGAGAAGGGGAGGGGAUGUGACUCGGUGCCUUCCUCAUCAACUCUUCUAGCUCCUCUCCUCCUCCUCCUCCCAACAACAAACUCCCCGUGUGGUGGCUUCCCCUGGGUAGGAAGGGAGCUGCUGCCAAGCUGGAGGUUGCCCAAGGGUGCAGAGGUUGGCAGGAGCUGCAGUGACACACACAGGAGUACAGCAGUGCCAAGCUGUAGCCUUUACAGGGCCUCAUUCUGGGAGGGGAAGUCUAUAGAAGCAGGCAGCUGCAUGCCUCGUCCAAGCUGAUGGUUAAUAUUUUUAUUUACUCGCUACAGACUGUGCUCUCUGGUUUGUAAGUGAGACGCUGCAUCAUAUGUGAAAAGCUGAGAAGGAAAAGAAGAUUCUGUUUCUGGGAAUAAGAGAAAGGGCUGAGGAGAUUGCUCUGUGAGAAACUGGACCAGCUCACACAAUCUUCUUGCUCUCUGAAAAAAGAAGAAAAGGAUUUUAUUAGCAAAAGGUUAAGCGUUCUAUUUAUCUUCUUUAGCCGGAUGUGAGACAAAAGGACUAACAGGGCGUUUAAUCCAGGUUAUUUAUGUGGAGUGCAAUGGAUUUUUCAUUAUUUAUUUUUUCACCUUUAAAUGGUAUAUUCAUGUGUGUGGAAGCCCCUGUGUAAUCCUUUGCUUUGGGAAUGCGUUCUGCAGGUCUUUGGAGAAUCUUGGAUUUUGCUCAGUGAGACUUUGUGGAAAAGGAAUUGGUUUCUCAGGGGGUUUUCUGACUCCCCAAGUAUACACAUUCCUCUUAAAAUGAACAUGAUUUGACAGUGAAGAGGAGCCCGAUGCUUAGAGGAUUGUUGGUUGCAGGGCCUUGGAUUAGCAGCCCAGAUCACGUUCAUUGUGAAAUCGGAUUAUAGCCAGAGAAAUUGGAUCUUAUGGUAUUUUUGCCUAUUCCAGUUGUCCCGUUAUUGUCCCGGUCCUGGAAAUUGCAAGAUAUGGCUUCAAAUCAUACCCUUAUUUUACUGAUCCUUGGCUUGCAUUCUACCUUCUUAUUGGCCACUGCCCCUGCUACUCAAAGUGAGGAACGCCUGUGUGCCUAUAAGGAUCCUAAUAACCAGGACCAGGCACUCAGCGAAAGUCAGAUAUCGCUGGAGAAUGGCACUGUUAAGUGUACCAAGGGCAAUAUCUGUUUUGGAUUAUGGGAGAAAACAAGAGAUGGCGAAAUCAAUCUCGUCAGACAAGGUUGCUGGUCCCAUGUAAGUGACUCCCGUGAUUGUUACUAUGAAGAAUGUGCCGUUACCACCCCACCACCAGUCAUCCAGAAUGGAACAUACCGUUUCUGUUGCUGCAGCAAGGACAUGUGCAAUGUCAACUUUACGGAGAAUUUCACCCCUUCAGAUCCUACUAGUGCUUCACCAUACAGUCCCAGUGGCUGGCUCCAUCGAGAGAUGACGAUAAUCAUUGCCCUGGCAUCUAUCUCUGUGUUGGCAGUUUUAAUAGUUGUCUUCUUCUUUGGAUACAGGAUAUUUGGAGGAGACCGUAAGCAAGGUCUUCACAGUAUGAAUGUGCUGGAGGCUGCCACAUCAGAACCAUCCCUGGACCUAGACAACCUGAAGUUAUUAGAGCUUAUAGGAAGGGGUCGCUAUGGCUCAGUGUACAAAGGGUCCCUGGAUGAACGCCCUGUGGCUGUGAAAGUCUUUUCCUUUAACAACCGUCAGAAUUUCAUCAACGAAAGGAGCAUUUACCGCACCCCACUGCUGGAGCACGAUAACAUAGCUCACUUUAUUGCGGCAGAUGAGCGGAUAACAUCAGAUGGGCGUCUGGAAUACCUCUUGGUUAUGGAGUACUACGCAAAUGGAUCUCUGAGCAAAUAUUUAAGUGUUCACAGCAAUGACUGGCUUAACUCCUGUCGCUUGGCACAUUCCGUAACUAAAGGAUUGGCAUAUCUGCACACUGAAUUACUGCGGGGAGAUAAUUACAAGUCAGCAAUAUCUCACCGUGACCUUAACAGCCGUAAUGUGCUGGUUAAGAGCGAUGGCACGUGUGUGAUCAGUGACUUUGGUCUGUCUAUGCGACUCACAGGAAACAGGUUGGUAAGACCUGGUGAUGAAGAUAAUGCUGCCAUCAGUGAGGUUGGUACGAUCCGAUACAUGGCCCCUGAAGUUUUGGAAGGAGCUGUUAAUCUGAGGGACUGUGAGUCUGCUUUAAAGCAAGUGGACAUGUACGCGCUGGGUCUCAUCUACUGGGAAAUAUUUAUGAGAUGCACUGACCUCUUUCCAGGGGAAUCUGUGCCAGAAUACCAGAUGGCAUUUCAGACAGAGGCUGGCAACCACCCUACAUUUGAAGAUAUGCAGGUAUUGGUGUCCAGAGAGAAGCAAAGGCCCAAAUUCCCAGAGGCUUGGAAGGAGAACAGUCUGGCUGUGAGGUCAUUGAAAGAGACAAUUGAUGAUUGCUGGGAUCAGGAUGCAGAAGCCAGACUAACUGCACAGUGCGCAGAAGAGAGGAUGGCUGAACUCAUGAUGAUUUGGGAACGGAACAAAUCUGUGAGCCCAACUAUCAACCCAACCUCUACAGCAGUGCAAAAUGAACGUAACUUGUCACAAAAUAGGCGAGUCCCAAAGAUUGGGCCAUACCCAGAUUAUUCCUCUUCAUCCUACAUAGAAGAUUCUGUGCACAACACUGACAGCAUUGUGAAAAACAUCUCAUCUGAGACCUCAAUAUCUAGUGCCCCCCUUACAACUGGUGAGAAGAACCGAAACUCCAUCAACUACGAGAGGCAGCAAGCUCAGGCUCGCCUACCCAGUCCUGAAACUAGCGUCACCAGCUUGUCAACAAACACUACCACUACCAACACCACUGGGCUCACACCAAGCACUGGAAUGACCACCAUAUCAGAAGUCCAGUACUCAGAUGAAACCAUGCACGGUGUGCAAAAUAUUGGCCCCACUCCUGUGUGUUUGCAGCUGACAGAGGAAGACCUAGAGACUAAUAAGCUUGAUCCAAAGGAAGUAGAUAAGAACCUAAAAGAGAGCUCAGAUGAAAAUCUUAUGGAGCAUUCCCUCAAACAGUUUAGUGGACCUGAUCCCUUAAGCAGCACAAGCUCCAACCUCUUUUAUCCACUUAUAAAACUAGCAGUUGAGUCCACGGGGCCACAGGACUUUAAUCAAACAGGGAUUGGACAAGCUUGCAUUGUCCAGGAUGUUCAUGCUGCACAGCUGUAUCCUCUUCCCAAGCAGCAGAACCUUCCCAAAAGACCUACCAGCCUCCCACUGAACACUAAAAACUCUGGCAAAGAAUCCAGGCUGAAAUUUAGUAGCAAGCACAAAUCAAAUUUAAAGCAUGUUGAGACAGGAGUAGCCAAAAUGAACACAGUGACUGCUGCAGAACCACAUGUGGUGACAGUGACCACUGCCUCAGUGAGUGGUAGGACAGGUUAUGUAAACUCUCAGGGCCCUGCAGCCCAGUAUUCUAACACAACUGCUGUGUUGAGCAGUAAUUCAAUGGCUCACAGGGCACAGGAGAUGCUACAGAACCAGUUUAGAGGGGAAGACAGUCGACUAAAUAUUAACUCUAGCCCAGAUGAAAAUGAGCCUCUACUAAGGAGAGAGCAACAAGCUGGCCAGGAUGAAUCAGUCUUAGAUCGGCUAGUGGAUAGGAGGGAACGUCCUGCAGAAAAUAGUCGCGUGAACUCCAAUAACAACAACAAUAGCAGCCAAUGUGUCCUUCAAGAGACAGCUCCGCAAAGUGCUCUUGUAGAGACAAGGCAACGUCAGACAAGGAGAGCUCAGAGACCAAACUCCCUGGAUUUAUCCAACUCCAGUAUUAUGGAUAACUGCAGCACACAGUGUGAAACACUGUCAGACAGUCGAUCUGGCUCAGGAGAGAAGAUUAAGAAGAGAGUGAAGACACCAUACUCCCUUAAACGGUGGCGCCCUUCAACUUGGGCUAUUCCAACUGAACGCCAAGACUGUGAGGUCAACAAUAAUGGGGGCAGUGAAACCUUCAGUCACUCAAAGUCCAGCACGGCCGUUUACCUUAUAGAUGGGGGUACUGCCACCUCUACUCUUUCUAAAGAAGCCAAGAUGAGCUGCUUGUAAAUGCUUCAGCACAUUUACAUUUUCUGUGGUUGCGUCAAAGCCUCCAAAACUUGAUGUUUUAUUUUCUUGCAUCAUCAAAUGAGCAGAAAAACAUGUAGAAAAAAAGAGUUUGUAUCAUCAAUUCUUUGUAAAGGACUUGCUUCAAAUCUUGUUGUUCUGGAAUCGCUAGCAAUACCUUGUUGGCACCUCUAGAGCUAAAAAUUUACAUAGAUUUCAGCUAUGCAGAGUAAACACACAAAAAGCUUAUGCUUCCAUGUUUUUGUUUUCAUCAUUUACAAUGCAAAUUAAUUUCUGGAACCAUUCUGCACCUUGCGACUUAUUACUGAGCAAAUGCUACAUUUCGAGAACACACACACGCCUGUAUGUAUGUAUAUGUAAUGUCAUAAUGAAAAGCAAAAACAGAAAGACACUCAUUUGGAUGUUUGAUUGAAGCAAGAAUUGAAAAGAUAUUGCUGACCAGUGUGGUCUCUAAAAUGCUCCAGAAGCUGUCAGUCAGGAUAAACUUCAGCAAAAUCUUGUGCAUGGUAUUCUAAUUGCCAGAUGUCCUGUUCAUAUGUUGGUGUGUUAAAGCUGCACUUGUGUAAGGAGAGAAAAAACCUUUUUAAAAAAACAUGCUUAAUUCCUGCCUUUUCUUUUAGUAGAUACAUUUAUAUGUCUUUGCACUUUUAGGUGAAAGCACUGCAGGUCACAUUUACGAUUGCUGCCUCCCUGAUUUUUUCCAUUCUGUUUUUUGACCCAUGAACUGCAAAUGUGUUCCCUCAAUUGCUUGCAAACUGUAUGCUUGUUUAAAUGGAGUUAAAAUCAUACCAGCCAAUGAAGGACAGGGCUAGAGCUUUUCACUCCAAGAGAAAAUAAACUGGUUUUGUGCAUAGGGCUUAUUAUCUUUGUAUUUUCUCUUAAACAACAAUAUAUAAAGGCACAGUUUGAUUUUGGGCAAAAAUAUUCCUUUUCUAUCCAUCUAUACUCUGGUCUACUUGCAGUUGGACUGACUGUUCGCUGUACUAAUUGGCUGCAAAAAUGUGGGUUUGUACAGUGACAUUCACAUCAGGCUCAGGCUGCUGUAAGAUGUCUUGGGCAGUCAUUCUUUAUUGUGGAGACUGUUUGGGCCUUUGUGUACCUGACAAGCUAGGGCCUAUUUUGAAAUAAUAAUAAAUGCAAAUUCAGCAUGCCCAGUCCACAUCAUGGGCUUUCGCAUCUUAUUUGUAUUACAGUCAGUCUGACUUUAGUGGGACCAAAGCUUAUGUGAACAAGCCCUUUGGAGAAGCUGUCUCAGCUGAGGUUCUCCACAGACUGCAAUAACAAUAGCAACCACAGUUUCAGUUAGUAUUUACAGCAGCACCCAUAGUUUCAGUAAGUAUUUACAGCUACACCCACAGUUUCAGAGUAUUUACAGCAGCACCCACAGUUACAGUAAAUAUAGGGUGCAUUUGUUGUUUUUUUAUUUGGAGUAUUUAUCAGCUAUGACAAGCAAUAUGUCAAGGAGUGUUUUGUAUACAAAAUGGUAUGAAAAGGUAUGCAUUCAUACUAUUUAACCGCAGAUAUAUUCAAGAUCAUGGCUUUAAACCUUUGUGGGCCGGUAAUGGCUGUGCUUUCCCCAUCAAUUUAGAAACAUAGAAUCUAUGUAAAAUGAAUUUGGUACUUCCAUAUCAGUCCCCUAGAUUUCAAAACUGUGGCACAAAAAGGGUUAAUAGAUAAUGUACAUUUUGCCCUGAAAAGUUGAGUUGGUGGGUGUUAACUCUUAAUUUUGCUUUCACCAGGCCUAUUUUUUAUUUUUAACAGAAAUAUUGAAGCAUGAAUUUGUAAAGAAAAGAAUUGGUGGCAAUGCCUCCAUUAAUACUCCACGGCAAGGUUUUUGUUUAAAAAUGAAAUAGAUUAAAAUUAUAUAAAUAUAUAUAUAUAUAUACCAGAUAAGUGAUUAUAACAUGAAAAGAGCUUAUACAAGCGAUAUUUUAGCCUCUCUGUGGAAGAGUGAACACUUGUUUAACUGAGUGCAUUAUUCCUUGGCUUUCCUUGUACUUGGUUUCAAAUGUGCAAUGGUCAAAAAUUUGCUCCUUGUUUUGCUGGAAAAUACAUUUCACUAACACUACAGCAUUGUCUGCCAUGUUUCUGAAUAUUUUUUUUUUAAUUCACUUACCUUAAAUAUUUACUAUAAACUUUCUCCCGCUAGCUGCUCUAACUAUAAGCAGCUAUUUUGUUGUUGGUUUUGUCCUGUGAAAUAUGCUUUAAGUUUGUAUUUUUAAUAUAUGCAGAAUAAAUGUAUGCGGACAACAGGUAAAAAAAAAACACAAUAAAAAGAGCCUGUUCUUCUUUUGAAGAAAUGGUGCUGUAUGAAAAUAUCCAAUUUUACAAUUAAAGUCGUAUCAUACAUUAA